Messenger RNA from Carlito syrichta (Philippine tarsier), 1395 nucleotides. RefSeq names its product bestrophin 4 (gene BEST4). The transcript is spliced from 10 exons. Lineage: Eukaryota; Metazoa; Chordata; Mammalia; Primates; Tarsiidae. Gene Ontology annotation, molecular function: chloride channel activity. The coding region runs from base 1 to 1395 and encodes 464 amino acids. The record is from RefSeq and is a predicted model, not a curated record.
AUGACGGUUUCAUACACCCUCAAAGUGGCCGAAGCCCGCUUCGGAGGCUUCUCUGGUCUGCUUCUCCGAUGGAGGGGAAGCAUCUACAAGCUCCUCUACAAGGAGUUCCUACUCUUUGUGGCCCUGUAUGCUGUGCUCAGCAUCACCUACCGGCUGCUGCUGACCCAGGAGCAGAGGCAAGUGUAUGCUCAGGUGGCCCGGUACUGCAACCGCUCUGCGGACCUCAUCCCCUUGUCCUUUGUACUGGGUUUCUAUGUGACUCUGGUGGUGAACCGCUGGUGGUCCCAGUACACAAGCAUCCCGCUGCCGGACCAGCUGAUGUGCGUCAUCUCGGCCAGCGUUCAUGGCGUGGACCAACAGGGACGCCUGCUGCGCCGCACCCUCAUCCGCUACGCCAACCUGGCGUCCGUGCUGGUGCUGCGUUCGGUCAGCACCCGCGUGCUCAAGCGCUUCCCCACCAUGGAGCACGUGGUGGACGCAGGUUUCAUGUCCCAGGAAGAGAGAAAAAAGUUUGAAAGCCUGAAAUCCGACUUCAACAAGUACUGGGUCCCCUGUGUCUGGUUCACCAACCUGGCGGCCCAGGCUCGGAGGGAUGGGCGAAUCCGUGACGACAUUGCUCUCUGUCUACUUCUGGAAGAGCUGAACAAGUACCGAGCCAAGUGCAGCAUGCUGUUCCAUUACGACUGGAUCAGCAUCCCCCUCGUCUACACCCAAGUGGUGACCAUAGCCGUAUACUCCUUCUUUGCCCUGUCCCUGGUUGGCCGCCAGUUUGUGGAGCCAGAGGCAGGGGCUGCCAAACCUCAGGAGCCUCUGGAGCCAGGCCAGGAGGCAGCCCCGGCCCUGGGAGACCUGGACAUGUAUGUGCCGCUCACCACUCUACUGCAGUUCUUCUUCUAUGCUGGCUGGCUCAAGGUGGCCGAACAGAUCAUCAACCCCUUUGGUGAGGAUGACGAUGACUUUGAGACCAACCAGCUCAUAGACCGCAACUUGCAGGUGUCCCUGCUAUCCGUGGAUGACAUGUACCAGAACCUGCCCCCCGCCGAGAAGGACCCGUACUGGGACGAGGACCAGCCACAGCCACCCUACACCGUGGCCACGGCGGCCGAGUCGCUGCGGCCCUCCUUCCUGGGCUCCACCUUCAACUUGCGCAUGAGCGACGACCCAGAGCAGAGCCUGCAGGUGGAAGCGUCGUCCCCCGGAUCGGCUCGGCCGGCGCCCACCCCGCUGCUCGGCCGUUUCCUGGGCGCAGGGGCGCCCUCGCCCGCCAUCAGCCUCCGGAACUUCGGCCGCGCGCGAGCAUUGGGACUUUGGUGUGCCAAGUCCUUUUCCACUCCCACCAACUACACAGUGGAGAAAGGACAGUUUAAGGGAGGAUGCUCUCAUCCUUCUCCAUGA